AGGCUCCUAGCCACUCGAUACCCUGAGCACUUGCACAUGCUUGAGAGUUCCAAUCACUUCAUUCCUCAACCCCAUUGCUUUCAAUUCCUUCUAUAAAGCUCAAAACUUCUCUUUUCCCUCUGAUCCAUAAGGAUAGUGGAAAGCAACGGACCCAGAGUCAAUUGCACGAUCGAGCUCAAGUUGUUGGAGUCGGAACCUAUAGAGUCGUGUUGGAUGAUCGUUCGGGGAAGGGGAUCCGGCUCUCAGUGUUCAACUCAUAUUUGUCCUGAAUAUUUAAGAAAACCAUGACUGCUCCUAUCAUGAGCAAUGAUAGACUCUCCAUUGCCAUGGAGAGAACUGGGCAAUGGGUAUUCUCUCAAGAAAUUCCUACAGACGUGGUCAUUAAAGUAGGCGAGGCCAACUUCUCCCUUCACAAGUUCAUGUUAGUGGCAAAGAGCAACUACAUAAGAAAACUUGUGAUGGAAUCGGAUGACAAGGACCUCACAAGGAUCGACCUCUCAGACAUCCCUGGCGGGCCUGAGAUAUUCGAGAAGGCUGCCAAGUUCUGCUAUGGAGUCAACUUUGAGAUCACUGUGCACAACGUGGCGGCACUUCGAUGUGCCGCUGAGUACCUGCAGAUGACAGACCACUACUGCAACAACAAUCUUGCUGGUCGCACCGAAGAUUUCCUUGCGCAGGUUGCCCUGACGAGCCUUUCCGGGGCCAUUGUUGUUCUGAAGUCAUGUGAGAAUUUGCUUCCCAUCACCGAAGAGCUUAAAAUCAUUCAGAGAUGCAUCGAUGUGGCGAGUUUAAAGGCUUGUCAUGAGGCAAUUUUUCCUAGUCGAUCACCAACAAACUGGUGGACCGAGGAGUUAACUAUACUGGACGUGACCUUUUUCGGGAAGAUCAUAAUGGCGAUGAAGCAAAGAGGUGCCAAACCCCUUACUCUAGCAAGUGCAAUCAUCACGUACACUGAGAGAGCACUUCGGGAUCUCGUGCGAGACCACUCAGCAAGUGGGAUCAAGUCCUCCUUGGAGUUUGAAGACUCCGAUGUCGGGGUCCAACAGCGCGACAUCCUGGAAUCCAUUGUUGCCCUCUUGCCUACCGAGAAAGCUGCCUUUCCUAUCAACUUUCUCUGCUGCCUUCUUCGCUCGGCGAUCUUUCUCAAGGCCACCACAGCCUGCAAGAACGAGCUCGAGAAGAGGAUCUCAGUGAUUCUUGAGCACGUAACUGUGAAUGACCUCCUUGUCCUGUCAUUCACCUACGAUGGUGAGAGGCUGUUCGAGUUGGAUAGUGUGAGGAGGAUCAUCACAGGGUUCGUGGAGAAGGAGACGAGCAUGGCUGUUUUCAACGGCGGUGAUUACAGGGAGCUCUGCUCCACUGCUAUACAGAGGGUGGCGAAGACCGUGGACGCAUAUCUCAGUGAGAUCGCUGCGUAUCCGGACCUCAGCAUCUCGAAGUUCAACGGUAUAGCAAACGUCAUUCCUAAAGGGGCUCGGAAGGUCAAUGAUGAUCUUUACCGAGCUAUCGAUAUCUACUUGAAGUCCCACCCGAACCUCGAUGAGAUCGAGAGGGAGAAGGUAUGCAGCGUGAUGGACCCGCUGAAGCUUUCCGGCGAAGCUCGGCUCCACGCCUCCCAGAACAAGCGGCUCCCCGUGCAGAUAGUCCUCCACGCCCUCUACUAUGACCAGCUCAAGCUGAGGAGUGGCGUGGACGACCGGAAUAAUCCGACCGACGCCCUGACCACGAGGAACCAGUUAAAAGCGGAUCGAUCCCUCAUUAAGGAGAAUGAGGAGCUGAGGUCCGAGCUCAUGAGGAUGAAGAUGUACGUAACGGAUAUGCAGAAGGGCCAGGGGAUCGCAUCCUCGAGUCAUAAGUCAUCGGGUUCCAGAAAGCCGACUUUCUUCUCCUCCGUGUCGAAGACCCUUGGGAAGCUGAACCCUUUCCGUCACGGGUCGAAGGACACAUCCAAUAUAGAGGAUGCCGUGGACAUUACGAAGCCAAGGAGGCGGAGGUUCUCUAUCUCAUAAACUUUAUCUCUCGUUCGAUAUUAUAGUCAAACCAAUUAGUUUUUACUUUGCUUUCGAAGGACGGGAGUCAUAUGUAUUGAUUGUUUGGUGAUCUUGUGAUUCGUUUUUGCCUGUUUUGUGAGUAAUUUGGCGAUUGUUCUUAUGGUUGUAUCGGAGAAUUGAAGUAAUUAAUUCGUACUUUUAAAACUUAGAUAUGCAGGCAUAACAGUUCAUGUCGAUGUGAAUUUUGUUUGGAUUAAUUAGGUAUACGCGAAAUAAAUUUCUUAUGUUAUGGCAA
This is a messenger RNA of Punica granatum (pomegranate), 2286 nucleotides long. NCBI's taxonomy places the organism in Eukaryota, Viridiplantae, Streptophyta, Magnoliopsida, Myrtales, Lythraceae. The record is from RefSeq and is a predicted model, not a curated record.